Oncorhynchus gorbuscha (pink salmon) is the source of this 616-nucleotide messenger RNA. RefSeq names its product C-terminal-binding protein 2-like. The transcript has 5 exons. Gene Ontology annotation, molecular function: NAD binding. The record is from RefSeq and is a predicted model, not a curated record. The coding region runs from base 27 to 461 and encodes 144 amino acids. NCBI's taxonomy places the organism in Eukaryota, Metazoa, Chordata, Actinopteri, Salmoniformes, Salmonidae.
GAUCCCCCCCCCCCCGAUCCUACUAGAUGCGUCAGGGAGCGUUCCUGGUGAAUGCAGCGCGGGGAGGGCUGGUGGAUGAGAAGGCCCUGGCUCAGGCCCUGAAGGAGGGGAGGAUACGUGGCGCUGCCCUGGACGUGCACGAGAUAGAACCCUUCAGUUUUGCUACAGGCCCUCUGAAGGAUGCUCCCAACCUGAUCUGUACACCACACACAGCCUGGUACAGUGAACAGGCUUCUCUGGAGAUGAGAGAGGCAGCUGCCACCGAGAUACGAAGAGCCAUCAGCGGCCGCAUCCCUGACAGCCUAAGAAACUGUGUGAAUAAGGAGUUCUUUGUGACCACAGGACCGUGGGCAGUAAUGGACCAGCAAGGUGUCCACCCAGAGCUCAAUGGCACCGCCUACAGCCAAGCCAACCAAACUCUGCACGCCCUAACAACCGGGGUUCCUCAAGACAAAAUGUAGUACCUAUUGGCACUCAGGUACCCGCCGGGCAUGAUGGGCAUGGCUCCAGGGGUGAUCCCGGGUGGCUUAGAGGGGAUGGUGCCAGGGGGGGUACCAAUCGCCCAUACCCUGCCCUCUGGUACCCAUCCGUCCCAGGCCCCCUCGCCCAACCAGCC